CUUCCUGUUAUGUAAAGCUGACAUUAUACUCGAGGCAAACUGUGCAGGGAGUUUUGUUUUCAGCAGAGCGAUGGUCUCCGACUCCCCUUUUCUGCUGGCUGGGGUCUCCCUCCUGUCAGCCCUGCAAAUGGGUAAGCUGAACAUGUUAGCACAUCUACUGAGGCUUAUUUAAGAUGUAAGAUUUAUAUUGAAAGCUUUUUAUACUCCUGAACCGGUAGGAGGGUUUUCUGGUUGAAAUUGACGUAGGAACUGUCAGACAAGUGAAGAAAAAUAGGAUUGUUUAGCGGUGUUCUUCUUCCAUUUAUGCUCAGAUUCAGUGGAUCUGUGAUAGGAUUAGUAAGGAUGAACUUUCCCUUUUUAAAGUUAAAGUGUACAGGUUGAGCGACUGAAACCUGCUCAUCCUCUGGGGAUAUACAGUAGAUCAAUAUUACCAAAGAGCUUCAGGGCCGGCACUUUGAACAAAUGAAAGGUAGAAGUGAUGCCGAGGGAUGUUUAGAGUUGAGUCACAUGUGUUGGUUUGUCAAUAAUAAUGUUAAAACUAGGGAACAAAGUUUAAAUGUUGAAAACAGUAUGCAAGUGUCACAAAAAUGUUGUCAAGCACAUCUAGAAUAAAAAAAAUAAAGCAAUUAGAAUGUAGAGUCUAAAUACUGAGAUUAUGAAAACCAAAAACUGUGAGAAAAUAAUGUCCAUGUAGGCAUAAUGUGUGUGGCAAACAGGUGGUUGGGGAUCCUGACAGGAUGGGUUGAACUAUCAUCAACCAGUUACCAACUAAAGACAUGCAUAGCUCCACACUUAAAGUCAAAGAAAAAAUAGUUACUCUGACUCAACAGUCAGAAACACCUCAUGUCAUCAAAUUUUGAUUAGCCUAUCCACAUUGAUGUUAAUAAAAGGCCGAGUUAAAUUAUUAUUUUGUUUAUUUGUUCUAACUCAUAGUAAACUGAACAAUUCCAUUGAAGUUAAUGCUUGAAAUGGUGCAGGAAUCCUCUCAGAGGGUUAAUUCAAUAGGAUGUAUGUGAUCAUGUUGCCUCUCAUGUUGGCUUCUGUGCUUGAAAUGUAAUUAUUGUUAUUGGGUUGAUGAAUUAGAAUCAAGUAUUUAAUACAGCUGGGUAUUAUGUAAGUGUUUACUUGAAAUAUUAAGAGUUAAAUCAAAAUGUCAACAAGUUGACUGGUACUUAAAAUAAAGGGUUAGGGUUAGAAGUCAAAAUGAAAGUUCUAAAAGCUGAAACACAAGAUCCUCUUUUGUUUUUCAUGACGCAAAACUGUGAAAAUAUCUUUGAUUAAGUUAAAACUGCUAAGUCAGUUCACCUUUGUAUGCAACCAUUACCAAUGAUCGCACAUGUCAAUGCCUCUGGGAGUGAAGUGAGGAAAAAAAUUAACUCAACAAUGAAAUGUUUUAAUGAAAAGACAUCAUUUGGUCCUUUUGUGAUGGUCUAAAUUGCUGAGAUGAAGAAGAUAAGAGAUUAGUAUUUUACAAUAAGACUCAUAUAAUCAAGAAUACAGUUGUAGUCCAUGAUGAGGGAAUCACUUUGGGUGUAGAGUGAAAAUAAAGCUGAGCAUCAUGGCCCGGAUGUAACAAAAUAAACAUUGAAAUGAAAGUUGAAUACCUUUUUUAAACAUAAAUUUCAGUAAACAUUUUCUUCACCUCUUUUUGAUGUCUUCUCAUUUCUGUCUCCUUGCAGGAUACCUGGCCCGGCGGGUUGGUUGGGCCAGGAUGGCUCACAAAGUCCUGCCUCCCUCUGUCAGUGGACCUCCAGAGUUUGAGAGGACAUUCAGAGCACAGUGAGAGGACUAUGGGCUCUAUUUUCGCGUCCGCCGGCGACACGGCAGAGGGUGGCAGACUCCGCGCAGUGGUAUUUUCGUCUGGUGGAGCCCGGCAUACAGCUAGUUUAGUAUUUUCGUGGACCGAGGCACACCAAGGUCCACCAAGCUGGGCGUGUUGGUGUCGCAGGGGGAGGUGUCCACAGAAUCAGCUGGCGCAGGGACAUUUUCGUGCUCACUGUUGGCAUGUAAAGUGCGCUGAAAGCUCGCCGAUUCAAACCUGGUCAGCUUUCAGUGCAGGCGGAGCGCAGCUGGUCUAGUGGUAUUUUGGAAGACCGGCGGCGUAUCAGCAUACGUCACCGAUGCCUCACCGGCAGGUUUCCACAGUGUCAAGCACAUUUCAGUGCAAUAAAUAAUCAACAACAACUAAUAAUCUGAGUCAGCAAAUACGUUAAGAUCUAUAUAGAUAUAUUCUGAUCUAUAUCUGAUCUGAUGAGCGCGUUUGGCACGCGUUUGGACACUCAACCUGACCGAAAUAACACAGCUGAAACCACAUUAAAUUAAAUUAAAUAUCUAGUAAAUAAACACACAUGAUGAAGUUAACAAGAUAUGUAAUUCAUCUCCCUCCUUUUCUUUCUUUCUCUUCCUCUUAUUUCUCGCGCAGCUCGACCUGGACAUGUCUCUGUGUCCUCUCCCCGUCCUGCUGCAGCGGCUGAACAGAUGAUUUGUUUCAGUGAUCAGAUGAUUUAUUUACUUUUAGCCUACAUACGAAUAUUAUAUUAUUCAGUUUUGUGAGCCAAAUUUAUUUCAUCUAUGAAAGAAAGAGCCAGGCCACGGAGCGUGAUGUGUCAUUUACGAACAGAUGGUUCAGAUUUGGAUGCCAUUAUUGGAAUUUAUGUUGUGAUCUGUGCGCACAACCCACCUUUGUCACGUGAGGUUUGAAUAUGUGCAACUUUAUGUGAGUGUCUUUAUUUGUGGAAAAGGGUGUUUGUCUUACCAGUGGGUCCAACAUUACACACACCAAAUCCAUCUGUGCUCAUAUGAGAGAGUGUGGAGGACGCCCUCUGCAGCGUUUACAGCGACACUUGUUGAGGAGCUGCCUUCUGUCGCCAUCGUGUGGCAUUACUGUCUUCUGACAUCUCUUGAUCUCUUUGACUACUUCACAAAAAUUGUAAUACGCCUCGCCGGUGGCGGAUUUAAAGGCGAGGAGAGGAGCUGAUGUUAUUGGUCAAUACAGGUCUCAGCUGUGUUAAACCCACUCCACGCCCUCUCUCCUCCCUCGCUACGACUUACGCCGCUGGGAGGAGCUGAGUUUGGGAGGAGGGAUACUUACGCCGGGCUGCGCCGCUCAUCAAAAUACCAAAUUGUGCUUGGGAACGCCUUGUCGGCGCGGCGGACCUGACUUAUGCCACGCCUAUGCCACGUCUCCGGCGAAGCAUGAAAAUAGAGCCCUAUGUCUUGUUUUUAGACCUAUACAGCACCACUUUAUAGACUAGACUCUUGAAAGUGACAUGUCAUAAGUCCACUGAUGAGUGUAACACACAACCUCAGCUUCAAAGUAGUUGGGAUGCUGAAUAUAAACCGUAUUUGCUGGUUUGCAAAGCCUAUUUUUAAUUGAUAAAAGUGCAAAGACAGCAUAUCCCCCAACACCCACAGGCCCAGCUACAUCUGUUCUCAUUCUGGGUUUGUGCACUGGGUGUAAGUUCUAGUGACAUACAUAGAUGUUUGUCAUAAAGUUGGGCCAAAUUUAGAUUUUAUCUUUAAAUCAUUAAACCAUCUAGGGCCUGUCUUUUAUUGUUCAGUAAUUUUACCUUAUGCUGUCAGUUCUUGUUCAGGUGAGUGUUUUCUCAGAUGAUCUUUUUUAGAAUUUAGUUUCUAACCAGCAGGUAACCUGAGCCCCUGAGGUAGGAACUUAUAAAAUCAACCAGUUCUCUUUUUAUUUACUGUGAACCAACAGGUCUUCAGUUUGCUAAAAUAACAAUAUUGGAGGUGAAAAGUCAAGCUUAGCAGCUCUGUCAGCCAGAGUAGAGGAAAACAAUUUCCAAAAAGUCUAUUGUUGACUGAAAGUCAUUUUUUGUUGUAGUCCAGGGAAAAGGAACACCAAUCAGCUUUUCUGAAGCAGUGUCACAGAUAUUUGUGGUUUUAACACAGAUAUAAUCUCAGACUCAUUAUUAUAAUACUUCCAAAUUACUGAGUUAUUAAGUAAAUUCCCUUGUUGUUCAGUAUGUGUGGAUAGAGAAAUGACAUUUUCAGACCAGAACUUUUUCAACAUCAGGCUGUAGUUUCUGCUGUAAAGAUGAGCUUUUAAGAGUAGGUGUGUACAGGGCUCCUUGUGCUUUUGCAGCCAGCCUCUAGUGGACACUUGUGGAACUGCAGUUCUUAGCACACUGGAACUGUCUUUAUUUCUCAGGACCUGUGGUUGAUGCUUGUCUUGAAUAUGGAUGUGUAUAUGUGUUUGUUGCAGUCAGAAUUGUGUGGAGUUUUACCCUCUGUUCCUGGUCACCAUGUGGACCUGUGGCAUGUUCUUCGGCGAGGUGACAGCAGCUGUAGGAGGACUGGUAUAUAUGAUCGCCCGACACAUUUACUUCAAUGGAUAUGUCAAAUCCAGCAAAAAAAGGUUCAUUUUAAAACUUUGCUUUUUUUAAAAAUAAGAAUACUUGAUACCAAUUUUAAUUAAGCUCUCCAUGACAGUAAAAAAAAAACUGUACUUUAUGAGAGUCAAAUAUUGUCUGCUUUCUCUGGUUUGCAGGUUACCUGGUUUUUACCUGACUCUGGCUGUAUUUGCCCUACUUUCUUUGCUGGCUUUUAUUGGAGUACUGCGUGGAAUACUACACAAAUACUUCCACAUCCACCUCUAAGGGUUGAAUCUGAUGAACAUUUUAAUAUCACCUUUCACACAGGAGUUAUCUCAGACAAAUGUUUGAGACUGAAAUGUUUAAAUGUUUUGUAGAGCAAAAGAAAACCAACAAAAAAUGGGGUUCAACUUAACAAUAUCAUAUAAUGUUCAACAGGGCAUACCAAUGUUUUUUAUUACUCCAAGAUGUCUACUUUUUAAAAUGGAUGGUUAUUUUAAAAUUGUUUGCUGCAAAAUUUUGUUUUUUGAUGUUUUUUUUUUCUUUUAGAUAAAAAGUGAGUGAAAAUUAAAGCCUCUUUAAAAAGGGACAGCAUCUGCUCUGUGACAUGUAUCACAAGGAAUCAAAGUCAAAAUAUCAUGAAAUUUUGAGUGAAUAUUCAUGGACAGUUUUCAUGUGAAAUAAAGCAAAGUUUUAAGAAUACCAAAGUCAGUCUUGGUAGCCCCCAACAGGAAAUCAGUGCAGCCAGCAUUUGCAAUGGGGGCCUAUUGGUGCAUUUCAUGUGAAAAUAAGCUCAAUCAAUUUAGUAAAACUAAAACUUAAACAUUUAAAAUUAUAUAUGUGAAAACUGUCUUGUUUAUGAAUAAUUUGUAAAGCCUCAUAUGUUGCAUGUGUUUUUAUAAGAUGAUGUAAGCCAACAGGCUGUUUUUAACCAGAGAAUGAUAAAAAACACUAAAAUAAAUCAUGAAAUCAAUCAUUUAUCACCAAUAAAGGUUAAAUCAUUCUUUGAUAUUUGUGUAAAUGUUUAAUUUGUGUUUUGUAUUACAAUGCAACAAGAUUAUAUAUUUUUACAAGGCAUAGUUUUUUUCCAUCCUAAUGUUUAUCAGUUAUUCUGGCCUAUAUCUUUAUUCCCACUGUAACAAAAUAGAAACUUAGCCUUUUAAAAAAUACUUAAACAAAUUACUUGUUUUCCCAGUUGGGUCAGUCAACGUGUAAUAAAGGUGCAUUUGUAUGUA
Messenger RNA from Xyrichtys novacula (pearly razorfish), 5566 nucleotides. Lineage: Eukaryota; Metazoa; Chordata; Actinopteri; Labriformes; Labridae. The record is from the annotation of a GenBank genome assembly.